CGAUCUCCACCAGCCCUCACAGCUCGGUUCAAGCAAUGUAUUAUCGCAUACGGAGAACUAACACCAGAGCACGCGAAAGCGGCGCGCUGCCUAUGGUGGGCCUUCUGCAGCAUUGCAACAGCAUCACUCUGGCUGACACGCAACAGAAAAGUUCAUCGGCAGGAACUGGUCACGGUGCAACAAGGAAAGACAGAAAUCUGGAAGACCGCGUUACGUUAA
Molecule: messenger RNA, 219 nt
Organism: Phytophthora sojae
Lineage: Eukaryota; Oomycota; Peronosporomycetes; Peronosporales; Peronosporaceae
Exons: 1
Source: RefSeq, a predicted model, not a curated record